Molecule: messenger RNA, 5437 nt
Organism: Plectropomus leopardus (leopard coralgrouper)
Lineage: Eukaryota; Metazoa; Chordata; Actinopteri; Perciformes; Serranidae
Gene: pip5k1ca
Product: phosphatidylinositol-4-phosphate 5-kinase, type I, gamma a
Biological process (GO): phosphatidylinositol phosphate biosynthetic process
Cellular component (GO): plasma membrane
Molecular function (GO): 1-phosphatidylinositol-4-phosphate 5-kinase activity
Source: RefSeq, a predicted model, not a curated record
GAGAGGAGCGGACGGACGCUGCUCCGCCGUCGUGAGGAAACACCGCACAGAUGAGGGGACCGUUGUGGAUAACUAUCACAUAUUCCUCCGUGUGAACACCGCCGCGUAUCAAGCGACACACUUCCCCGUCCUCUCGCCGGGAUCGCGCCGCCGCUGUGGGACUUUCAUUCGGAGGGCUUGCCUGUUUUUCCUCCGGAAGGCUGAAUGGAAGCAGCAGCCGAGGGAGCGGUCGGGCUGUCGGAGGCCAGGGACGGGAGCCCGCUAUCCGGGGCCGCAGCAUCCGAUGAUGGGGACACGGUGGUUGGAGUUAGCUACGGGAUGGACGCCGCAGACAUGGAUGCUGCUGCAAGAAAAGCCUUCAUCACAGAGAUGCCCUCAUCCUCAGGCCAGCCUGGUCAGGGAAAGAAGAUUGGCCACAGAGGGGUGGAUGCAUCAGGAGAAACUACUUACAAGAAGACCACAUCCUCAGCCUUGAAAGGUGCCAUCCAGCUGGGCAUCGGUUACACAGUGGGCAACCUGAGCUCCAAGCCCGAGAGAGAUGUGUUGAUGCAGGACUUCUACGUGGUGGAGAGCAUCUUUUUCCCCAGUGAAGGCAGCAACCUCACUCCAGCCCACCAUUUCCCGGACUUCCGCUUUAAAACAUACGCCCCCGUGGCCUUCCGCUACUUCAGAGAACUGUUUGGCAUCAGGCCGGAUGACUACCUGUACUCCCUAUGUAAUGAGCCACUGAUCGAGCUGUCCAAUCCGGGAGCGAGUGGCUCGGUCUUCUAUCUUACGAAGGACGACGAGUUCAUCAUCAAGACUGUGAUGCAUAAAGAGGCUGAAUUCUUACAGAAACUGCUGCCUGGAUACUACAUGAACUUGAACCAGAACCCCCGCACUUUGCUGCCCAAGUUUUUCGGCCUUUACUGCGUCCAGUCGGGUGGGAAGAACAUCCGGGUGGUGGUGAUGAACAACGUCCUUCCCCGCGUGGUUCGCAUGCACCUCAAAUAUGACCUGAAGGGCUCCACCUACAAGAGGCGAGCGUCCAAGAAGGAGCGAGAGAAGGCCAGGCCCACUUUCAAAGACCUGGACUUCAUGCAAGACCUGCAGGACGGACUGAUGCUGGACCAGGAUACUUACAACGCGCUGGUCAAGACCCUACAGAGAGACUGCCUGGUGCUGGAAAGCUUUAAGAUCAUGGACUACAGUCUGCUGCUCGGGGUUCACAACAUGGACCAGGCGGAGAGGGAGAGGCAGAUGGAGGGCUCCCAGGGCGGCAGCGAUGAGAAGAGGCCAGUGGCCCAGCAGAAGGCCCUGUACUCCACCGCCAUGGAGUCCAUCCAGGGAGGAGCUGCCUGCGGAGGGUCCAUCGACACCGACGACACGAUGGGUGGUAUCCCGGCUGUGAACGGAAAAGGGGAGAGACUUCUUCUCUACAUCGGAAUCAUCGACAUCCUGCAGUCCUACAGGCUAAUCAAGAAACUGGAGCACACGUGGAAGGCUCUGGUUCAUGACGGGGACACGGUGUCAGUCCACCGGCCUGGCUUCUACGCCGACAGGUUCUUCAAGUUCAUGAGCAGCACGGUGUUCAAGAAGAGCUCCUCUCUGAAGUCAUCUCCAUCCAAGAAGGGUCGUGUGUCAUUGACGGUGCCUAAGUGUGCUGGUCCCGGUGCAGCCUGGUCCGCCAGCCAGCUGCCCUCUGAGAGAGACGAGAACAUCUACGACCUGAGAGGAGCUCGCAGCUUCCCGACGCUGGAGGACGAGGGGCGACCAGAUCUUCUUCCAUGUACUCCUCCGUCGUUUGAAGAGGCCACUACAGCAUCAAUCGCCACCACUCUCUCCUCCACCACCUCUCUGUCCAUCCCCGAGAGAUCCCCCUCUGACACAGCUGAGCACCCCCGCUACAGGAGGCACACCCAGUCUCUCAGCCAUGAUGGGAGGACUCAGGAGGAGCUGCGUGUGCGUGAGGAGGAUCAACAGACCAUCACAGUGGAGGUGGAGCUGAAGAGACCCGACAGCGAGCCAACCAUCUCCGUUCCACAGCCGUCAACUGAAACCAGUGAGGUCCAGGAAGGAGCAGGCGCCGAGGCUGCAGAGGCUGCAGCAGCACCCUCCAGCUCUACGUCGGCACCUGAAGCAGCUGCCUCGUCCUCCUCGUCUGCCCCAGCUGCUCCCUCUUCUCCCGGGGCAGCCGAAGAAGCCCCAUCCAGUCCCAAGGUGAUGGUGGUGGAGGCGGACAGGGUCAGCCAGGUGUCCGGCUCAGGGUGCACCAGCCAGGCUUCAGUCGAUGAUGAAGAUGACGUGCCAAUCACAGAUAUCUACUUUCCUCAAGAGGACAGGACCUGGGUGUACUCUCCGCUACACUAUGGCUCAGAGUCUAAGGCCCUGCCAGAUGGGGAUUGGGAAAGAGAGACAUAAGCCCCGUUCUCUGGCAGAGAGGAGUGAACGUCUCAGUGGAGAGGACUCGUCGGUCUGAAGUCCAGACCUCAGAGGUAGCAGCAGGAUCUUUGUCUGAACCAGGAUUUUAAAACAUGCAUACAGAAACUGAACACAAUGAAGGGGAAAGUGACUUGUGUACCAGAGAGGGGGGAAAAAAUCCUGACAGUGAUGAACAUCACUGAUUUCCAACCAUCCCUGCCUUCCACCCUUGACAAAAUGAAAAUAAUAUCAAUUUAAUAAUAAUGUGUAUGUGUGACGUACAGUAGUGCGUAUACGGCUGUAGUCUUAUAUGUUUGACAUACAUGGAAGACCGUAGUAACUCGCUGUGCCUAUCAAAAAGUAUUCAUCCCACUUGGAAGUUUUCAUGGACACAUUUAAGUUAACUCCUUUAGUGUUUCUGGUGUCGCUGUUCAAGGACAACAGUUACUUUGUCCAUGUCCACUACUUAAGAUAGUAACUAAACUUUACAUUGAUACUCUUUGUUAACUCGGAAUAAUUACUGCGGAAAACAAAAACCGUGUCCUCUUCCUGUUUUGGUUGAACAGUGGUUGACGCACUUCCCUUGUGCCGUAAUUGAGCCUUAAUUUUCCCGGAAGAUUGCACGAGGUGUCAGACAGAAACCAAUCUAAGCAUCGACAGUGUCAUAAUUCUAUAGUUAUUACAUUGUGCAAUCAACAUUUACUCCAUAAUGAUAAGUUAAACCAAAAAAAAGUCUAUUUUCAAUUUAAAUCCCCUUUGAUUCAAUGACAUAAGACAAUAAAACAUGAUAACUUCCAAGUGAGGCGGAUACUUACCUAUAGGCAUUGUACAGUCAGCUCUAGUUCACACAGGCACAACCCUCUAACAGGCUCAGUCUGCAGAGCAGCACACUGAAAUUUGUGUUAACUGUAUUUACCUGGAUAAGCCCGUUAACCCUUCUUGGUACUGACUCCCCUCCUCAACUGGCUUCGUCAACGGAAACAUCUGGCGCAUUUUCGGUCAAGAUUGGCUUCAACUUUUAUGAUCCAAUGCUGCUUUUUCUGCCCAGGUCUCUUCGUUGCCUGAGAGCAGCACUUGUGGCCUCAUGUAGAUUUCAGUGUGCUGAGUGAGCCGUCGAGCCUGUGGUGUUAGAGGCAUAGACUGUAUAAAAUAAGUGGAUGUAGCCAACGUGACUUCACCUCUUGGUUUGUGGACCACCGUUUUGAAGCUUUGAGUUUGCCCUUCCAGACAUUGACAUCAAGUGUCCAUUUGGACCAAGCCCUCAGGAACAACACCGGGCUUUGUAGCCAAUUUUUGUAGAGGUCCAUCAUGAAAUUAUAGCUGCCAGGUCUGUCAGGUGAUGCCAUUGGGCCCAAAAAGACUUUUUUCCAUAGACUUACAAUGUGAAAGAGACAUCUGUAAAUCAGUGGUUACAUUUUUUUGAGCGUCACCAACCCCUGAGAAAUGACUCGUUUCACUAUCAGGAUUUGAUCCAUUCAGUCCGAUGACAUUUCAGAAGUCUAGAAGUACAGUAAAAUAAUUUUUAUCCCCAUUCACGUUAGCCGAGGGCUAAACUGUAGGUUAGCUGCUUGGCUGCUUUAAGUCUCUAGUGCGCCUGCUCUUUGGGCCCCACAAUGCAGAAGAUCUCCUUAAUUUCAUGCCAUGGAAAUCAAGCUUUUUUGGCUUCAUGUGCCACUGAGCAACUUUCAUGGGAAUGAACAGGGCGUUGCCUCCGGUUCUGAACUGUGGAGGACACACAUUGCUAAACGUCUUGUCAUUAUUGACAGGUCGCUGUGGUAGUGAUUUGUCAAUCACAAGAUAGCCAUGCUCUAAAGCAAAUCCUGCUUCAUCAUCUGUUUCACACUAAAUGGGACCAUAAUUUUCAAAAUCAACAUUAUGCUGCAUUUAAGAAGACUUGAAACUAACAACUUAGACCACAAACUCAUUUUUAAAAGGUUUACUGAUGUAAUAAAUCAAAUGAGAAUGUAAGUGUGAAAAUCUAAUUUUCAUACUUACUUUCUCACCACUGGUUUCCAACCUAGGGACCCCGACCCUAACCAGGGGUCGCCAAAGCUUCCCGGUGGGAAACAAGGCCUUCUUGAUAUUAAAGGGGGUAAGAAAAUUUUUUAGAAAUAUAUAUAGAGUAAGCCUAUAUCUCAGGAUUCAUUCAUAUCUGUGAGGGAAACUAAAGUUGUUAUUUUGAAGUUUAUAUUAUUAUUCAAGAUACAAACUUACAAGAAAUCUAACAGGCUAUGGUCACGGUGAAGACCUGAACACAAGCUAUACUUAUAGCGCUAUAGCUCUCUGCUAAACAGCCUCGUCCUGCAUUAGAAAACUGUGCAGUUAAAAGAAGCAAAAUGCUAACAGAAUAAUGAAAAAAAAAGAUGUAUAAUUAAUAAAAACUCAAAAAAAAUAUUAUUAAUAGUAUUAAAAGUUCAUUUAAGAGAGACAGGAAAACUAAUAUCUGAUGCAGCAUUCAUAAUCUGUUUAAAACUCAUUAAAAUCCCUCAUUUUAUGAAAAUUGUGCUCACUAUUUUUGUCAAUUGUACCGUGCAUCAGUUGUUCUGAACUGUUAUUGUCAUACACUAAAUAUUAUAUCAAAAAAUAUCAUUUGGUUUGGGUCGUAGGGUAACUCGAUAAAAAAGGGGUCCCUUAAGGGAAAAAGGUUGGGAACCGCUGUUUUAUACAAUCGAACACUUUUUUGCAACAAGUUGAGUCGCCCCCUGCUGGCCAUUAGAAAGUAUGCAGCUUUAAGUCACUUCCUUAUUGGCUUCGCUUUUCAUGCCUGGAUGAUGCUCCUACUUCUUCUAUACAGUCUGUGGUAGGACUGCUCUUGUUGUGCUCAUAGAACUGGAGUUGAUAACCAUCGUUUGGCCAAAACAACAUCUGCUGUCGUCACAUUUCCAGCAGUCGUGAAUAUAUGCAGUUUAGUUUUAAGAGGAAAGAUUAAAAUGCAUCAUUUCCUUUAGUGAAUAUAUACAGAUUUAAUUCAGAAUCUUGAAUUGCAGAAUAAUUAAUAUAAAUAUUAUUUAUAUCAAACUUUUUUGCAGCAUUUUUU